CUUCAAAACACCAUCCAGAGAUCGUCUCUUUCCCACCCACAACACCAGACUCGCUGCCAUCUUCAGGUGUCACGAUCAAGUCGCUCCUUUAGUUUGGGUGAAGGUAAGAACGCUGUGUCUUUGUCGGCCAACAGCAGGAAUCGCUUGACCGAUUUUCAUGUAAAGGGAAGGUAAGAUAGGUCUGUGUCUUGUCCCGCCGGCAACUCUAUGUCACUCGCCGACGGCCUUGGCAACCACUCUGCUGGCACUGACGAUAUCUUCUGGACCGUUCUGGCCAAAUUCAUCCGCUGCUUCGUCUUUAUGAUCACAAAUCAUUUACAGACAAGAAGGACCAACAACCGCGUACUCUUCUUUUCAGGGUCUCUCAGCCGCAGUCAAGCAGCCAACCGGCAGAGGACGCCGUACUCCUUCUCGAUGAUCAGUCAAUAUCGCCGGCAAGGCGGAAUUAGGUUCGAGUCGAGGGACUCGUCAUCUCAUCAGACAAUCGCAUUUGGUGGCCGUGUUUGUCCCAUCCAUCCGGCAAUCAUGACUUUGACUUUUGACCGCGACUUCAACACGUGGAUACGUAUCUCUCAGCCUCCAGGUCUGGUUGCUACUCGUCGGCCGACGUGUCUCCAGGCAACUGAUGGCCCGGCGCCUUGGCUCGUCGCCGUUGUCGACAGCUGCAUGCAGAACUAUCGCACAUCUUCGCAAACUAGCGGCACCUUGUCAGCAAAAGGAUAAACGGCUUUUCCGCCUGAACGGCGACUCUGUGACUAAAAAGGCUCGUAUGAUGGCUUCUGGGCGCCUGGAUCCCUUGGGUUAGGCCUGCCAAAACGAGAUCUCUUCUUCAGCUGCGACGUUUCUUGUCGCGAAACAUCAGAUGAGUUUCGCUUCGUCCACAAAUAAACAGCGAGUCAGAUAUACCGCCUCGCAGAAUCUGAGCCUCUUAAGCCACUCUUCGUUCUCGUCUACCGACCUUACACCAACAUGAACACAGCACAGAC
This is a messenger RNA of Colletotrichum godetiae, 986 nucleotides long. RefSeq lists its product as uncharacterized. NCBI's taxonomy places the organism in Eukaryota, Fungi, Ascomycota, Sordariomycetes, Glomerellales, Glomerellaceae. The record is from RefSeq and is a predicted model, not a curated record. The transcript has 2 exons. Bases 208 to 723 code for a protein of 171 amino acids.